Molecule: messenger RNA, 1029 nt
Organism: Thalassophryne amazonica
Lineage: Eukaryota; Metazoa; Chordata; Actinopteri; Batrachoidiformes; Batrachoididae
Product: surfeit locus protein 1
Exons: 10
Coding region: 28-945 (305 amino acids)
Biological process (GO): mitochondrial respiratory chain complex IV assembly
Cellular component (GO): membrane; mitochondrion
Source: RefSeq, a predicted model, not a curated record
UUGUUUUUCAUUUAUAUAUUCGAACGUAUGAUGGCUUCUCUGAAGUGGUUGCUGUUUUGUUCCAGCAGGUCGUUCGGGACACUAAAAAACACGAAUCAUAUCAUCUCCAACAAGAGGACUUUUCUGAUGCCUAAACUGACUCUUUUCAAUCAUGUCAACGGCAGGCUUGUUAAUGUUGGUCGACAGUCAAGCUCUACAGCAGCUGGAGCAGAAAAAGGGGAAGAAUCUGUUCUCAAAUGGGUCCUGCUGCUGAUCCCAGUUACUGCCUUUGGUCUUGGCACAUGGCAGGUGAACCGUCGUAAAUGGAAGCUGCAGCUGAUUGAUGACCUGAAGAGACUGACCACGUCGACGCCCAUUCCUCUUCCUCCUGAUCCUCUUGAAGUGAAUAACCUUGAGUAUAGACAGGUGAGAGUCCGAGGGCGGUACGACCACUCAAAGGAGCUGUACGUUAUGCCCCGUUCAAUUGUCAACCCAGAGAAAGAGGCCAGAGAGGCCGGCCGGCUGAUGUCCAGCGGAGAUACGGGGGCAAAUGUCAUUACCCCGUUCCACUGUACGAACCUCGGAGUCACAAUCCUGGUGAACAGAGGGUAUGUUCCCCGACAGAAGAUCAGACCAGAGACCAGGAUGAAAGGACAAGUGGAAGGUGAAGUAGAAGUGGUUGGUGUAAUCAGAUUGACAGAGACUCGUAAACCCUUUGUACCAAAUAACAACGUGGAGAAAAACCACUGGCAUUAUCGUGACCUGGAGGCCAUGGCCCGUGUCACUGGAGCAGAGCCCAUUUUCAUUGAUGCCGACUUCGCGAGCACAAUUCCUGGUGGACCAGUAGGUGGACAGACUCGCGUCACGCUGAGGAAUGAACACAUGCAGUACAUAAUAACGUGGUAUGGUUUAUGUGCAGCAACAUCGUACUUGUGGUACAAGAAGUUCAUCAAGAUUAAAUUGUAAUGGAAUGUGUUGAGGUUCUGACACCGAAGUGCACCUUUUUUACAUUAUUUUGACUUUCCAUCGUAGUAGUAAUAAAUGUUCAGU